UUUGCAAAUUGGAAAUGGCGUCGAUCGGAGAGUGUUUUCGUCGGAUGUUUUGCUGGUGCGGGACGGCGAUUUGCACGCGGACCUUGUUGGCCGUGUGUCUGUGGCUGACGGCGGCCGGCCUGGACCGGGCCUCUUUUCCUUCGCACGGAAGGGAAACGGUCAAGACCUCGCCCGAAUCUUCCAGCUCCGGAGGACGGAUCAAGUUGGCGGAAGCGCCGGAGUGCAAGAGCGACGUUCGCCGUCUCUGCGACUCUUCUUUGCUCGGCAACAACUUCGCCGUCCUCGACUGUCUGCAGAACGACAAGAAAAUAGAAGAUGCCGAUCUCAGUUCAGCCUGCCAUCACUUAAUAUGGACAUACAAGAGAAAUUUGACGUUAGACGAACGUUUUGUUAAUGCAGCGAACAGUAUGUGUCGAAAAUUUCUGCAGCAGCAUGAAGAAUGCAAACCAAUUGGAGCCAGGAGUCAAAUGUUAUCCUGUUUGAUAGAUUACAUGGAAAAUAAUACAGAUGCCGAAUGCCGGUCAUUUUUAAAAAAGAUGGAAACAAUUAUAUUUAGUGAUUAUAGAUUAAUAUAUAAAUUUACGGAUGCCUGUAAUGACGAUAUUAAUAAACUUCAGUGUGGUCGCAUAGAUAUAAAUUCUGAGGAGCUGCAUUCGCAAGGUGGAACUAUAGAAUGCUUAUCAAAAGAAACAGAAAAGUUAUCGCCAAUAUGUCAGCAUGAAAUACUUCGUAUUGCUGAACUGCAGGGUGAUGAUUUUCAUCUCGAUCGGCCAUUAUUUUUUGCGUGUCGAGAAGAUCGUGAAAGAUUCUGUUCAAAAGUGAAUUCGGGAGAAGGCCGUGUUUAUCGCUGCCUGAUGAGGCACAAGGAUGAGAGGGAUAUGAGUGAUGAUUGCAAGAAGAAACUUUUUCAACGAGAAAAAUUAACAGUACAUAAUUAUAAAGUGAACAGGGGACUUGCCAAAGCAUGUCGAAAUGACAUCAAGAUGUAUCGAUGUCGUGAGCAGACGUCGGAAAAGAGAGAUAUUCGACUAGCACAAAUUCUACUUUGUUUAGAAAAUGCUGUAAAAAAAGGUUAUCCAGUAAAUGGAGAAUGCCAUUCUGAGAUGACAAUGCAUAGAAGAACUUUAAUGGAAAAUUAUCAAUUAACGCCAGAAUUGGCAGCAGCAUGUGAAAACGACGUUAAGCAGUUCUGCGAAACUAAACAUUUAGAACUCGGAGGUAAAACGCUUCACUGUUUAAUGGAGCGUGCCAAACCUUCUCGUCACGACAAUGGUAGAUUAACUGCUGUAUGUAGAAGAGAGUUAGAAAAUCUGUUAAAAGAAGUUGAUAUAGGAGAAGAUUGGAGAGUAGAUCCUGCUUUACAAGAAGCUUGUCAAUUGGUUGUAAAUUCGUUAUGUUCAAAUAUAAAACCUGGGGAAGGCAGGGUUUUAUCUUGUUUGAUGUUUAGACUAGAUCCUAUUCUUUAUAAAAAGUGUCAUAAAGAAGCAGUUCAGUAUUGUCAUGCAAAAAGGAAUUGGUAUGAUGAACCUUCUAAUAUGGAUCCUGAAAGAGGGCCCAUUGUUUUGCCAUGUUUAUAUCGCUAUGCAUAUCAUCCAGAUAAAAAUGUUAGGUUAUCUCCAGAAUGCUUGUAUGAAGUGAGACGAGUCAUGAGACAACGAGCAAUAAGUGUGGAUUUGCACCCAGAAAUUGAAGAACCUUGUAUCCGAGAUCUUCCAAAAUUCUGCAACAAUAAUGUUGAGAAAGGACAGGAAAUGAAUUGUCUUCAAAAGAAUUUGGAUAAACUUAGUGCCAAUUGUCAGAAAGCAGUAUCAAAUUAUACAGCAGAAGAAUCAGAACACUUAGAACUAAAUUAUCCUUUAUAUCAUGCUUGCAGUACGGUUUUAUCCAUUUUUUGUAAUGACCUUCAAGGACAAGAUGUAGAUCAGGGAGAUUUAAUACAGUGCCUUAUCAAACAUAAGAAUGAACCAGAAAUGAAAAAAUACCAGAAGUGUCGUGUAGCGGUAGAACAUUUUCAAUUGUUAUCUCUUAAAGAUUAUCAUUUUAAUUUCAAAUUUAAAGAAGCUUGCAAACAAGAUGUUUUACAAUUAUGUGGAAAUAUUAAAACAAAGUAA
Messenger RNA from Centruroides sculpturatus (bark scorpion), 2111 nucleotides. Its product is annotated as Golgi apparatus protein 1-like. Bases 15 to 2111 code for a protein of 698 amino acids. The record is from RefSeq and is a predicted model, not a curated record. Gene Ontology annotation, molecular function: fibroblast growth factor binding. Gene Ontology annotation, cellular component: Golgi membrane. Lineage: Eukaryota; Metazoa; Arthropoda; Arachnida; Scorpiones; Buthidae. The transcript has 14 exons.